AUGAAGUUCCUCACUCUCGGCGCGCUGCUCAUCGGCGCAGUCACCGCUGUCUCCACAGGUCGGGUCCCUCACGGUGCCCAGAUCAUCCCUGCCAACGACAAGUCCUCGCUGCGAAACAUUGGCGCCCACGGGCAAAAGUAUCCAGACCGCCGGACUGUCACAAUUAGGCCGUCUAAGAAUGACACGGACGACAUCUCCGACGACUUCCUCUGGGGCAUCAAGCACGCUAAUCAUGGUGGCCGUUUGCUCCUGAAGAAGGGCAAGACCUACGUGAUUGGCAAGAAGCUCGACUUGAGCUUCCUGAACAAUGUUGAGGUUCAACUGGAGGGUGAAAUCAAGUUCACCGAUGACAUCAAGUACUGGCAAGCGAACAACUUCUAUUACUCGUUCCAAAAAUCAAUCACCUUCUGGGUUUGGGGAGGAAAAGACAUCAAGAUCUUUGGCCACGGUACCUUGAACGGUAACGGCCAGGCCUGGUAUAAUGCGUUUGCAGGACGCGAGAUUCUGGACUCGAGCAACACUUUCUACCGGCCAAUCUUGUUCUUGACCGAUAACGCAACUCGCGUCAGCGUGGAGGGGAUCACCCAGCUAAACUCGCCAUGCUGGACGAACUUCUUCGUGCGCACCAACGAUGUCUCCUUUGACAAUGUCUUCAUUAAUGCGUUCUCGACCAAUGCCUCGGCUCUGCCCAAGAACACUGACGGCUUUGAUUCGCUCAACGUGAACGGACUCAGCGUGACCAACACCCGAGUCGACAUUGGAGACGAUUGCUUCUCACCGAAGCCCAACACGUCAAACAUCUUCGUACAGAACCUCUGGUGCAACAACACCCAUGGUGUGAGCAUGGGCAGUAUUGGACAGUACUCGGGUGUGCAGGAUAUCAUUGAGCAUGCGUACAUCGAGAACGUUACCCUACUUAACGGCCAGAACGGUGCCCGCCUCAAGGCAUGGGCCGGCCAGAACGUCGGCUACGGACGCAUCAACAACAUCACCUACCGCAACAUUCACAUCGAGAACACCGACAAGCCCCUUGUGCUUGACCAGUGCUACUUCAAUAUCAAUGCAACCGAGUGUGCAGCACACCCGUCCGCUGUCAACAUCACCAACAUUGUCUUUGACAACAUCUAUGGCACAUCCUCGGGCAAGAACGGCAAGGAGGUUGUUGAUCUGACUUGCUCUCCCAACGCCGUGUGCUCGAACAUCCACCUAUCGAAAAUCAACCUGACCAGCCCCGCGGGUAGCCCACCGGUGAUUAUUUGCGAUGGUAUUCAGGGGGAUAUUGGUGUGAACUGCACUAGCUCGACGUAG
Messenger RNA from Penicillium subrubescens, 1308 nucleotides. RefSeq lists its product as uncharacterized. The transcript has 5 exons. Lineage: Eukaryota; Fungi; Ascomycota; Eurotiomycetes; Eurotiales; Aspergillaceae. Gene Ontology annotation, biological process: carbohydrate metabolic process. Gene Ontology annotation, molecular function: polygalacturonase activity. The record is from RefSeq and is a predicted model, not a curated record. Bases 1 to 1308 code for a protein of 435 amino acids.